AAGACGCCCUCCUUGCAGUGAGGAGUGGAGCUACAGCCAGUGGCCCCUCCUUCUCCGGUUCUCAUUGGCUGAGAGGAGCCACCUCCCUCCUCUGCCUCAUUGGUAUGCAGGCAGUGCAGUGUGAGUGAGGAGAGAGGAAAGAGAGAGAGAGAGAGGGAGCAGUCAGUGCAGUCAGUGCUGUAGGGAGGAGUAGAGUGAGUGAAUGAGAGCUGCUGGAUCUGCUGUUUGAUUGUUUUGCUGGGCUGCCUCCUUCCACACUGCACUGGCACCACAGAGUACCCUGCCACCACUACAGACGCUGCUGAUUACCCCGCUAGUUAGCCACACUGCUAGCAGGAGAGCGAGGGGCCACCAGGAAUCAGGCUAGCUGGGCUUCUCCAUCCUUUGAGCAGGGGACGUAGCCACGUCGUAGAGUGGAGGGGCUGACACUACGGUUUAGGCACCCGCUCCUACCUCACCCAAACCUCCCUCUCACCACCACCACCACCAGCAGCCCGCUCGCUCCUCCCUAUGCCCUUGUCCUCUGUGGCUCCUCUCAACUCCCUGGCCAGUAUAUGGAUAGAAGCUCCCUGUUUCAGCUCAUACAAGAGCAGCUGGACCCAGACAACACCGGUUUCAUCGCAGUGGAGAACUUCACCAGUCUGGUGGAGCACCAUGAGCUGCAGCUGGACCCCUCCAAACUGGACAUGCUGUUCGCCCUGGUGCAGAGCAACGAGGAUGGACAGGUGUGCUACCAGGAGCUCAUCGAGCUGAUGAGCAGCAAACGCUCCAGCAGUUUCCGACGGGCCAUCGCCAAUGGCCGCCGCACGCUGCAGCGGGAGAUUCUAUUGGACGAGACGGGCCUGGGCGUGUACAAGCGCUUUGUGCGCUACGUGGCCUAUGAGAUCCUGCCCUGUGAGACAGACCGGCGCUGGUACUUCCACCAGAACAGCUUGUGUCCCCCACCUGUCUUCAUGGCCAUCAUUACCAUCAUCCAGAUCAUUGUGUUCAUGUGCUAUGGCAUCAUGCUGAAUAAGUGGGUGCUGCAGACGUACCAGCCAGACUUCAUGAAGAGCUCCCUGGUGUACCAUCCCAGACACCGCCUCCAGGUGUGGCGCUUCUUCAGCUACAUGUUCAUGCACGUUGGGUUGGAACAGCUGGGGUUCAACGCUCUGCUCCAGCUGAUGAUCGGCGUUCCCUUGGAGAUGGUCCACGGCAUCCUACGCAUCAGUCUGCUCUACAUGGCUGGUGUAGUGGCAGGUUCCCUGACGGUGUCCAUCACAGACAUGCGUGCUCCAGUGGUGGGAGGCUCCGGGGGUGUCUACGCUCUGUGCUCGGCGCAUCUGGCCAACGUCGUCAUGAACUGGGCCGGUAUGCGGUGUCCAUACAAACUCCUCCGCAUGAUUCUGGCGCUGGUGUGCAUGAGUUCGGAGGUGGGCCGUGCCGUGUGGCUGCGCUUCUCCCCGCCCUUGCCCUCCUCGGGGCCCCAGCCCAGCUUCAUGGCCCACCUGGCGGGGGCGGUGGUGGGCAUCAGCAUGGGCCUGCUCAUCCUGCGCAGCUACGAGGAGAGCCUGCAGAAGCAGUGCUCCUGGUGGGUCAUCCUCUUCUCCUUCAUCACCUUCCUACUCUUCGCCAUCUUCUGGAACAUCUUCGCCUACGAGCUGCUGGGGGUGCAGCUCCCACCCGCUCCCUGACACCAAGAAGCUCUCUCCCACUCCAUUACAUUGUCCCUCUCAUUGUCAUAUGUCAAAACCCAUCGCCUUCACCGUAUCCUUUUCCUGUCCGCUCAGCCAACCCCCCCGGCAACACCAUUCAAAACACAGGAAGUUAUUUAAUUCAAAACUGUACAGAGCAGGAAUAGUUUUUUCCAAUGUACCCAUAUCAUCAUAGAAUGAUCUCUGUUUUGUGGUGGAAGGGAAUUCGGUAGCAAUAUAUGCAGGUGAAAGCUGUGUAGCGCUCUUCAUAUUCUCAUUAUGGAGCAUCCCUUUUGUCUUUUGUGUUGAAGCUUCACCCACCUUCAGGCCGAACCUGUCAGAGAGCCAUUUUGAUUAAUACCAUGCAGCGUCAGCUCUCCUUUGCGUUCAGAGUGGGUUCAUGACCCUUGAGGUGCUUCUUACUGGACAGAUGUGUGUUCUGUCAGUAUCCCUCACUGCCGCUUUUAAAGCCAUGAGGCAGGAGGACACCAGUGUUCUAUUGCUCAACACGCACCUAAACACUAGUUCUACACUGUGGAAUAAGAAUAGGAUCUCACAGGAAUAGGUAUUACAUGUAAAAAGGCAUGCAGCUAGGAAGGUGGAAAAGACAGAGAAGAAAGAAAUCAAUGCUGAAACUGAUAUCCUAUCUCCCCACCAUCACCACUGUGGUGCUCAUGUCCCUAGUAGCCAUUGUCACUCUCCUUUUCUACCCAACCUAAAUGCUUCAGCAGGUUAGCAUAAUCUCUACCAGUACCAUACCCUAGCCUGCUAAAGCACCAGCAUCUCAUCUAGCUAAUGCUCUAAGGUCCAAACUGAGACGUGUGCCCUUUACACACCGGACACACCAACCCGCACCCUUCUCCUGUGUCACCGUCUCCAAGAACAACCACUGCCUGAUGCUGUAUGUCAGCGCGGGAAUGCAAAGAGAGAGACACAGGCCUCUGUCUAUUCUCACUCUAACAGACGGAACUGGGGAGGGCAACGAACAUGUCAUCAUCGCCUGACCUCUGACCUCCGUGUCCCAGCGGGCAUUGGGUUCGGUCUGUCAAAGCCCAGUCUAUACCUCAGUGUCUCAUUCUUAGGGACUGUAUACUUUUGUAAAGGAAUGUACACAUAAAAAAUGAGUGUUAAUCAUUUAUUUCUGUUUCUUUCUUGUUUGGGAAAACAAAAGAAGAACGUUUCAAAUGGUGCAGAUGUAAUGCUAUGAUUGUUGUUCUUAUGAUUACUCUUACUAUACAGCUUUGCUCCUCUGAAAAUAAUCGGCAGCAGACAUCCCUGGUUACUAUGACGAAUGAACACCAAUGAAGCAAGUUAGACUCGUAUUUAUAAAUCUUAGUGCUAUACAGAAUAAGCCAUAGAAGAACCAACAUAGACAUGGAAAACAAAGGCAGAGUGAAAACGUUGUGACUGAUUGCUGGUAUAUGCUUCGGUGAACGUUUCUGCCGUGUAGUCUUCAUUGGUAAGGUCAAAGCUGAUAAUAAAAUAUGUCAUAUGAGUUAUGUGGCAAAUGAGAGACAGGAUAACAAAGCCAAACUGUUUGUGCAAGAACAUGCUUGAGAAAUGCUGGACUGUUGCUCUGAGUCGACAUUAAAUAUUUGUUAUUAAACACAUCUUAAAAACUUGGUUGCCAGAUAGAAUAUUUAGACACGUAACUGCAUGGUUGCCAGAUUCCAAAUUCCCCCAGUGUGGUGAUGCCUGACUACAGUCUUUUUUGGUUAAUUACACAUUUUGGAUAGAGAAACCUGCCACAAAUUAGCUAAUUGACUGAAUCAAGCAUUUGCUAAGCUGUGACUAAGCUUGAAAUUCCAUUCACUUAUUUAAUUUCUGUAUUAUUUUUUUCAGUCUGUAGGCUAAUUAAUGUGGAAGGCUUCUUACUGCUUUAGAAAACUUUUAGAGUUGCCAAUGUUGACAGUUGGUCUCAGACAUAAUCCUCAGCAUACAUGAUUAUGUCACUGACAGAUGAUACAGGCAUACUGAGUGUGCCAUAAUGAAUAACUUUAUGAAGGGUGAAUUCUAUCUAAGAGGAAGAUAAUUGUGCCUCGUAAGCUAAAGAAUCCAUAGGACGUUAACUCAGAAAAAGCAUAAGGCUGACGAAAGGGCUAGAAACUAAAUACUGAUGUUAUUGUAAAACACAUAAAACUGUUAAAGGUCCAAUGCAGCCAUUUUAUCUCAAUAUCAAAUCAUUUCUUAUUAACAAUUAAGUACCUUACUGUGAUUGUUUUAAAUGUAAAUGGUAAAAAAUUAACUUUUUAGCAAAGAGCAAUAUCUCAAUCAAGAAUUUUGCUAGGACUAAGUGAGGAGUGGAAAACUGAAAACGAGCUGUUAUUUGCAGAGAGGUUUGGAACUCUCUUUCUUAUUGGUCUAUUAACGAAUUUACCGCCUGGUGAUGUCACCAGACAGGC
Molecule: messenger RNA, 4075 nt
Organism: Coregonus clupeaformis (lake whitefish)
Lineage: Eukaryota; Metazoa; Chordata; Actinopteri; Salmoniformes; Salmonidae
Product: rhomboid-related protein 1
Exons: 8
Coding region: 555-1673 (372 amino acids)
Cellular component (GO): membrane
Molecular function (GO): serine-type endopeptidase activity
Source: RefSeq, a predicted model, not a curated record